Messenger RNA from Chara braunii, 1689 nucleotides. The record is from the annotation of a GenBank genome assembly. NCBI's taxonomy places the organism in Eukaryota, Viridiplantae, Streptophyta, Charophyceae, Charales, Characeae.
UGCGGCGUCUUUCACCACCGAAGAUCUUGUUCUCGCCGCGGAGCGCUCUUGCCAACCACUGCGACACUAGUGCACGGGAAUCAUGUCUACGCGAGGCGUUGGCCGUGGCAAGAAGCAGGAGAACGUCCCUGCUGACACCCAGGGGUGGGCAAGGGGUCGGCGGCAUGUCCCCAAGCCGAAGAGGCUCUGUUCAGAAGAGCCAUCACCAAGCGCGCCUGUCCGGCGAGGGCGGUAUUGGGCGGCAUCGAACGAAGACGAAGAUGACGACAUGUUCACGACAGAGGAGGAAGUAGCAGAUGACACCGUGGCGGCACCCCGGGGCAGCUGUCUUCAAGCGAAGAAUGAUCAGGCCGCGUCGAGGAGAUUGCUCACGCCCCCCCCAGAGGGGCAACAAGGUUGUCGGCAAAGCAACACAAUAGCUAAGGAGGUUGUCGUCGACGUCGGCGACGAGGACCAUGAGCCAUUGGAAAGCCGCAGGCAGCGAAAUGCAAUGCAAGGCGAGGGGUCCUUGGGCAAUGUCGCUGUCGUGGCGGGGGCGAGAGAGGAGGUUCCUGUUGUGGAGCGGGAGGUUGCGCGCGGCGAGAAUAAGGGCGAAAGAGAGGACGACGACCCCCUUUUAAGCCGGGAGCGGAGGGGAGGGUUGGCGAGAGAUCUUGCCGACCGUGCCCGCCUGUGGGUCGACAACAAACCGUUCUGGACAACGGCGGAGGGGCGCCGGCUCUACGACAUCGUCCACCGAACGCGGGAGCACUUCGAGGCCAUCAACAGCAGGGUGCAAGCGCCCGUCGUGUCCAGGAGCGUCGUUAUGCCAAAAUCCGCGACGACCCUCACGAGGAUUGCUGAUCCCGCUCAACUACAGCAAGCGAUCAUCCGCGGGGGGGCUGCAGAGAACAUAGUUUUGCGCGUCUUGCAUGGGUGGGUGUUCAAGUCAGGGAACUGCCCCCGCGGAUACAAUCUCGCUUUCCAGUACGCGUUGGAGUCGGCGGCGACGGACCUUGCUCGAGUUAUGUGGUACGACGAGGAGUGGAGCAACGUGGUGAGCGCGCCCGUUUGCGCGCACACGAUCGACCUCAAUAUGGACUUGCCACUGUGGUUUGCGGGGGUGAACAUCGACGACAGGCCGGCGGACGACGACAUGGCUGYGUACCAGGAGUCGACCGUCGUGUGCGUCGCGCAUGCAUUUCACGCCGCCGUGCACAUGGGUGGCAACGUCGACGGCGGGUUCAUAUCGCACGGUCGUCUGUUGAGGAUCGCGGAUUGCUUCAGGCUGUUGUUGGCUGCCUGCAUGUGGUUGAUGCGCAUGGCGGGAGACGAUCAUCGUUGCCACUACGAAGCCUUCUACUUCGCGCAGCUGGUCGCGAAGCCCACGCUGAUCGCGUCGAUACAUCGCGCCUUCGAUCAUCGGAGGUCCGUCAUCCGAGCGACGAACGUCGUCAUGGAGAGACUGGGGAAGGCGAACGCCACCUUAGGAGAGUACCCGAAGUACAUCCCCGAUUGGGCUCCCUGCGGCAUCACGUUCGGCCACGACGCGAGCAUCACGGGGCUAGAGGACGCGAAGAAGAGGGAUUGGUUGGGUUCGGGCCCCUUGGAGGAGGACGGUGACGACAAUGGCGAAAACGACGCGUAGGGGGUGGAGGGGUGGUGUUGUGCUAGAUUUCCUUGGUUUGCUUGUCGCUUGUGAUGGCACGU